AUGCAUUCCUCGAUAGCCUCGCUAUGGAAAGCGCCAGAUAUCAAUCCGGUUAACCACAAAGCGAAAUCCAUACCCGCUUUGAAUCCUCUCAACAUCUAUGGGCGGGUCUUCCUGCUCUCAUGGUGGGGCUUCUUCAUAGGCUUCUGGAGUUGGUAUGCUUUUCCGCCUUUGAUGACGGAAACCAUCAAAAAGGACCUGAAGCUCUCCCAAAAAGACAUCGCGAAUUCCAACGUCAUCUCUUUGGCCGCGACAAUGCUCGUCCGCCUUGCUGCUGGUCCAUUGUGUGAUAGAUAUGGGGCAAAAUGGACAUUUGCUGGCAUUUUACUUGUCGGCGCAAUUCCUACCGCCCUUGCAGGCACGGUCUCAACGCCUCAAGGCCUCAUCACAGUUAGGUUCUUCGUUGGCAUUCUUGGUGGCAGCUUUAUUCCGUGCCAAGUAUGGACGACAGGCUUCUUCGACAAGAACGUCGUCGGCACUGCGAAUUCUUUAGCAGCUGGAUUCGGAAACGCAGGAGGUGGAGUGACCUACUUCGUCAUGCCCGCCAUUUUUAAUUCUCUCGUCCAACACCAGCACCUAACAGACCAUGUCGCCUGGCGUGUCGCAUUCGUGGUUCCAUUCAUUCUCAUCACGUUUACCGCAUUAGCCAUGAUCCUGACAUGUCCCGACACCCCCACAGGCGCAUGGUCAGCUCGAACUCAAGAGGUACGGCGCCAUCUUGACAUGCGUGAUACCUUCUUCAGUGGCGUUGGCAGAGACCGCAAAGGUAUUCCGCCAAGCAUGGAUUCUCAUGCCUCGCCAGGCCUGUCGAACGACACCAUCAAACUCAACUCCGCCCGCGGCCAAGGCCACUUCUCGGAAACGCAGGCGCAGGAAGACGACCUUCUCGCCGCAGCAAGCUGGGAAUUGGUUGAAAAGCCCACGGUCCAGGGGUCAACGAAGGCGAUUUUGUCGCUUCCAACCUUGGCUCUUUCGGUAGCCUACUUCUGUUCUUUCGGAACUGAGCUUUGCGUCAACACCAUCCUUGGUGCUUACUAUGCCCAGAACUUCCCCAAACUUGGCCAGACUGGCUCUGGAGACUGGGCUGCUAUGUUCGGGCUCUUGAACUUCGUCUUCCGGCCCGCGGGCGGUAUUAUCAGCGAUACCAUUUACCGCUACACCCGCUCACUAUGGGGAAAGAAAAUCCUUAUCCACAGCCUUGGGGUUAUGACAGGAGUAUUUUUGCUCAUUAUUGGCUUCUUGAACCCUCAUUCGAAAGCCACGUUCGUCGGACUCAUCACUGGAUUGGCUUUUUUCGAGGAAGCUGGUAAUGGAGGAUGUUUUUCUCUGGUCCCGCAUGUACAUCCUACGUCGAACGGUCUCGUCACCGGUGUGACUGGUGCAGCCGGUGAUCUUGGCGGCAUUGUGUUCUUGCUGAUAUAUCGCUACAGCGAUACAAAUUAUGGAAGGGUGUUCUGGAUAGUAGGUAUCAUCACCAUUGCUGGGAAUCUGCUCGUGUCAUGGAUAAGACCAAUACCGAAGGGCCAGCUUGGUGGUCGAUGA
Messenger RNA from Letharia columbiana, 1539 nucleotides. RefSeq lists its product as uncharacterized. Gene Ontology annotation, biological process: nitrite transport; nitrate transmembrane transport. The record is from RefSeq and is a predicted model, not a curated record. Bases 1 to 1539 code for a protein of 512 amino acids. Lineage: Eukaryota; Fungi; Ascomycota; Lecanoromycetes; Lecanorales; Parmeliaceae. The transcript has 2 exons. Gene Ontology annotation, cellular component: membrane. Gene Ontology annotation, molecular function: nitrate transmembrane transporter activity; nitrite transmembrane transporter activity.